GGGAUUUAAAGCACAUCACAUGCUCAGACCGGGCAGCGGGGCGCUCUGCCAUAACAAGCAAACUACUGCAAAAAAAAAAAAAAAAAAAAUCCAAGCUGGAGAGGAAAACUAUUCAUCCCGACAAGACAGGCGAAAACAUUUAAUACACACCGCGAUGCCAGCGAACUUGUGGGGAGUUUAGGAUCGCCAGAGACUUGUUUUUUUUUUUAAAGAGACUGACUAGAAGAGGGAAAGUUUUGAUUCCGUGGAGAAAACUGACCGCCGGAGAUUUGGGACAAAGAUGACGCACAAAUACAGCCAGCGGUCUCUAAUAGUUCUGUCUUUACUGGGGAUUUUAUCUGCCAUCAUGUCCGUUUUAUCGGUCAUUUUGAUUUUCCAGCUCCAGUCCCAACAGGCGUCGGUGAGGGAGUCUCCCCCCUCGACCUCCUCGCUCAUACCCGCUCAUGUCUGGGCCGUCCUGCUGCCGGUCUCCACGGUGCUCUCUGCUCUGUCCCUCACCCUCAACCUAAGCUCUGUGGUGGUGUGUCUCCUUCACAGCUAUUUUUCCACAGAGGUCUGCAGAGGAGAGCAGGAUACUGAGAGAGCGGACUGGUUCCUUUUGGACAGCAGAGCUGUACGACAUGUGGCUAUUGGACUUUUCUGUCUGGGGGUUUCUGUCUACCUGACAGCUAUGUCCAUCUUUAUGCUCCUAAUAUUUGAGGUGGAGACGGGUAUUGCCAGUGCCUGUGUCCUCUCCUCAGGGAUUCUGAUCCUGCUGUUCGUUGUAAUCCACUCUCUGGUCAAAGCCUCCCGCAGUGCUAAGCACUAUCACAGUGACCACCUCGACACUCUCUACCACAAUGACCACGGAAGAAGCAGCACGCCUGUAUCUCGGCCCUGCGAGCUUAAAAUUGGCGUGGACAAACCGCGGAUGCACCGCACCCAGUCUCACCUCCAGCAUCAGAUGUCCUACCCUCAAAGUGGCAACCCAAGACAGCGAGAUUACCAGCAACAGCAGUACUCUCCUGCUGGAGGCUCACAGGGCCAUGCUAGUGAAAAAGACGGCUACAGCAGCAGUGGCAGCUGUCCCCGGAUGCACAGGACCCUGUCUACUGAAUCUGGUUUACUGCAGGCCCAGGCUAAACCCUGGAACGGGGUCAACAACGAGAUGAGGAGUGUCCUUGCACGCAAGUCAGGGAUUUCUGCAAAAGACUCAACUCUUGUGUGACAUCAAGGAGGCUGAGGGUUUGACACUGAUAACUUUUAUGUGCGUCAAAAGAGGACUGCUAACACAAGUGUCAUCUCAAACAGAUUUAGAUCUGUCAGUUACUUUACACUCAGCAUGUUUAUCCUGCCUGAUCACAGACAACAUGGACUGAGAUUGAAAAACAUUACCCAGUUUUCACAGUUAUCAACUGAUUCUUCCUGUUGGGAUUGUGAAGCAUUUUUAAAAUGAUUUCAAGCAUAUUUUGUAUAAUUUGUAGUGUUUUGUAUCAAUGGGCUUGAUUUAAAUCUCAUCAAACACACCAAGUGUUGCCCAAGUAUCAAUCUGGCAAAUUUACAGCUUUCAUUUUAAAAAUGUAAAUAUGGCAGGUUUUUGCCAAAUAUUUGUGCACAAUGUUCAGAUGUGUGUUUUUUUUUUUUGUUGUUGUUGUUCAAAAUGAUUUCAUGUCAACCUUAAAUAAAUUUUGGGACAUAUUAAAAGUAGAAUGAUUUUGGACACUUAAAAUGGGAUAUUAAAACAAUGCUCACAAAAUCUAAAAAGGUCGUUUAACUGCACAUUUCACUCAUUCCUAACUGGCUGACAAAAGAUCGAGUGGGAUUUUGUCAUGUUAUGAUGAACU
Messenger RNA from Lates calcarifer (barramundi perch), 1823 nucleotides. RefSeq names its product transmembrane protein 221 (gene tmem221). The record is from RefSeq and is a predicted model, not a curated record. NCBI's taxonomy places the organism in Eukaryota, Metazoa, Chordata, Actinopteri, Centropomidae.